CGCAGUUCCACAACGUGUGAGUGGAGAAGUGAAGAGUUGAGCUAAAGUGUAGCAGACUGUGACUCUAUAGACAUUUGCCAGCAACCAUGGCAGCAGAUCAAGGCGAAAUGUCUCCAAUUGAGAUGAAAGUGACACGACAAAUUGAGUACUACUUUGGGGAUCACAAUCUUCCACGGGACAAGUUUCUCAAAGAACAGCUGCAACUGGAAGAUGGCUGGGUGCCUCUGGAGACGAUGCUGAAGUUCAACAGAUUAAAGUCUCUCACCUCAGAUAUCAGCGUCAUCGUCGCAGCUCUACAGAAAUCAAAGACGGGCCUGUUGGAAAUUAAUGAUGACAAGACUAAAAUCAGGAGGUCUCCAGACAAACCCCUGCCUGAGAUCAAUGAUGAAUACAAAGAUGCCCUGAAACAGAAGUCUGUCUACAUCAAAGGUUUCCCUCUUGACACAACCCUCGAUGAGAUUCAGGAGUGGCUGAGCGGGAAAGGAUCCAUCGAAAACGUUCAGAUGAGGAGAAAUCUGGAAAGACAGUUCAAGGGAUCGGUAUUCAUCUGUUUCGACACAGAAGAGUCUUCAAAGGAAUUCCUACAGCGUUCGGACAUCAAGUCGUUCAAAGACAACGAGAUGCUCGUGUUGUCCAGGGAAGACUACCACGCCAAGAAAGCAGAGGAGAGAAGAAACAUGAAAGCAGAAACAAAAGCCAAAUCUAAACAGAACAAGGAACAACAACAGAAAGAUGCAGAGGAGAAAGAAAUUGGCCUGCUGCUCACCGAACAGACCGGCCGUCUGCUGAAGUUUUCUGGAGAACUCAACAAUGUUUCCAGGGAAGACUUCCACACUUUGUUCUCUGGACAUGGAAAGAUCAAGUGGGUCGACUUUACAAGAGGAGCCAAAGAGGGCACCCUUUUAUUUGAUGGAAAUGCAAAGGAAGCGUUUGAGAAGGCCAAAGAGGCCAAAGGGGAAGACCUGAAAAUCAAGGAGAACAGUGUGACAUGGCAGCUGAUCGAAGGCGAGGAGGAGAAAGAAGUGCUGAAGAAGAUCGUUGAAGCCCAGCAGGAGUCUAUGAACAGGUCCAAAGGCAGAGGUGGACGAGGACGAUCAGGCGGCAGAGGACGAGGAGGCCGACGGGGAAGAGGCGGCAGAGAUCAAGGCAGAACUCAGUACCAAGGGAAGAAGACUAAAUUUGACAGUGACGAUGAGGAUGCUCCUGCAGCCCCGAAGAGAGAACUGGAAGAUGCCGAUGGCCCCGCAGCAAAGGUUCCCAAAACUGAGAACGGUUCUUAAUCAUGAAAUCCCAGCCUGAAUUUUUCUUUUUGUAAAAAAAAAACAUUUAUUACAAACGGCAAAGAAGCAGAGGGGCAAGUUUGAUCCAUUCCAGAUUGUACUUCAGGUUUUGGAGAAUCGCAUGAAGUCCACCUCGAUGUCGACCUAGAGAACCAUUUACACAGAGCUCAGAGUCAGUUUUCGGCCUCUGGAGUCCAUUAUGUUGUGCCUCUCAUCUUAUUUGUGUUUCAUAUUCUGUUCCUGAAGACGUUUUGAUUUUUAUUCAUGUUAAACAGAUGUUCGCAUCCAGACAGUGAUUUUAUUUCCUCUGAAUAUUCAAAUCAAGUUUCUCGUGUAACAAAUAGAAUCUGUGUGCCAUUGUUUUGUAGAUUUCCAACACGGGAUGAGUUUUGUUGUAUUUUUAAGUUUGCAAUUAUGAAUAACAAAUACAUUUAUUAAAACAGAUGUCAGUUUGA
Molecule: messenger RNA, 1735 nt
Organism: Salarias fasciatus (jewelled blenny)
Lineage: Eukaryota; Metazoa; Chordata; Actinopteri; Blenniiformes; Blenniidae
Gene: ssb
Product: small RNA binding exonuclease protection factor La
Exons: 12
Coding region: 87-1280 (397 amino acids)
Biological process (GO): positive regulation of translation; tRNA processing
Cellular component (GO): cytosol; ribonucleoprotein complex; cytoplasmic stress granule
Molecular function (GO): mRNA binding
Source: RefSeq, a predicted model, not a curated record